CCAUAGAAGUCAACUGUUUAUUUUUGGCACCCAUCUGUCAAGUGCAAUGCUCUUCUCACUCUUCAGCAAAUAAUUAUUCGUUUUGGUCUCCGCCUGUCUGUGCUAAAAUUCUUCUCGACGACCUUACUGGAGAUUCUUUUCGCUGCACUUGAAUCGAAUGGCCUCCCUCACCUACACGACUCAGACAGUCAUACAAGUUCGCCAAGGAAAAUUGGACACAUGAGUCGAAACUAGUCUGAGCAUGGAUCCACUCCACACUAUUAAGAGUGAUGCUGAAAAGCAUGCCAAUCAUUCAUUCUGCCGAAACAUAGCCAGAUUUCGGGAUACAUGUAGGAGUCAGACCAGGUCUUCGGGUGGAUAUGCUCAUAAAAGGCGGAGUUUCGUAAACUGAAUUUUGAACUUUGUGUGAUCCCCUUGCCCAUUGGCCUUGACGCAGCUGUUGCAGGAAAGUUGCCGAGCAGCUGGACGCUGCCUACGAGCGCCAAAGUCAACUUCAUACCAUGAGGCGCAUGCUGAAAGGGAUGAUGUGGUCGAUAAAGACAGAAGGAGCAUGUAUACCCGUCAGCACUGCCCCCUUUCCAGUGGACCUCGUGUGUCUAAUCGGCAUCGACGAAAAGGAAGUGUAAGCCUAUGGCAGGAAAUGGGCCCGACGAAGGGCAGGCACAUCUUUCCAGAUGGAUUGUUGUUACUGCCCUGUUUACCAAGGCUGAAGUGGAUUCCUCCUCCGGUAAGUUCUCCGCUAGCUGCUUGGAAACACAUCCCACAAACCUUAAGCUAGAUUCCCAAAAAAUCCUGACACAGAUGAACGUAGUCGUCCGCUCGUACCCACUUUUGACAGAAAGAGGUCAAGAACGUCAGGAGGAAGAGGAAAGCUCCGCGGAGCUCAGUCCACUGUCCACGAGAAGAUCCAAGGGAAGACAAGAGUAUUCUUCACUAAAGAAGAGAAGACAAUUCGGCUGCCCUUGCUCGUGAUAGGAAAGGGCUGUUCUACAUUGCAAACAGAGUGUUCCAAGGGUGAAGCAAAUUUCUCGGUGAAGCAAAUUCGAGUCGUUCCGGUCGAAGCAGAGAUUGAAACAGUCAUGAACCAGUCAUUUAUGAUCAGCGCAGUGUCAACCAGCUGAGCGAGAGUGUCGGCUAGAUCCCGCAUUUCAGGAGGCAGCCAAAGAUGCCGUCAUGCAGACCUAGAUUCUCCAUCAGAUGAGGCCCCUUUCCGACAUAGAAGCCCUCUGGUAGAACAUGGACUUUCUCCCGUCAGCUUUCCUUAGCGUGUACAGAGCCUAAACACGCAGAUAGCAGAUAGCAGAUAGCUGCCAGCUACUAAUACUACAGGGCUUACUACUCGGUCACUGUGUGCAUGAUCCUGACUACUGGGAUGCAGGAAAUUCCCGGACCAGUUUCAUUCAGCUCCGGUUUAAGUAGCUCGGGGUUCAGCUCGGUAUGUUCUCGAGUGACUGAACUCAUAAAGUCAAUAACGCAUUAGAGAUAUUCUCCAGGAAGGAAACUCCAUGCGCUGCUUUUACUUACAGCACUCUGUCCUUAAAAAGGCAGUAGGCUCGCCAUCAUUGGUGUCCAGUAUUUCCCACCUCGGAGCUCCAGAAAUUGCAUACUCCCAGUCGUCGUGGAGCCUCUCGCCGUCCUGACCUGGACUGGUGCGAGAGGAGAGGAUGCACAGUCUCCCGGGCUCUGGCACCAUAACACGGCGCUAGCUCAGACUACUCCAAUUGUGUGUACAGAGACGGGUCUUCUACUUUCUGGAUUUUUUAUUCAGCCAUCAAUCAGCAGAGGUGCGCCCAGAGAGAAGCGUACUGUCCUGAAUCGAGAGAGCAGAAAGAACAGCAGAGUAGCGAGAGACACAAGCGUCGAUUCGAGUAUGGACCUACGUAUAGAUUCGGCGGUCGAACACUCUGCCUCGCUCCCUGAGGAUAUUCAAUCCUGAUGACUGGCUCUCGCUUGUCCGGGAAACUCGUGGGUUGAAGGGCGGGCUAGAGGGCGGCAGGCAGGGAGAGCGUCGACAGUGGUCUAAUUACUGAAGGUGAGGGUGUUGCGCCCCGAGGAAUCAGAUUCACGAGCAUGAAGGUGAAGACAACAACUCGAACAUGGGUUGUGCCAGCUACUCCAACCAAGCAGCACUGGCUAGCGCUGAAUAACUUAGAUAGAGUAGUGAACCCGACUUUUGUAAGCGUCAUUUUCUUCUACGAGGCGGUGCUCAAGAGCUCAAGCUAUGCCGAGGUCGUCGGCAAGCUGAAGCAGUCCCUGAGAGAAGUGCUCGUGGAAUUCUACCCUCUUGCAGGUCGACUGGCAUUGCGCGAGGACGGGCUCGUGGACGUGCACUGCAACGAUGCGGGCGUCAUGUUCUUCGAGGCGGUGGUCGAUUCAGAGCUCGGCGAUUCUGGCGCAGGAGGAGGAAGUGGAGGAAGCGGAGGAAGUGGAGGAGGAGGAGGAGGAGGAGGUGCUCAGCCUGCACCGGCACUGUCUGGAAUUGAAGCAGCUCGAUUGGGACCCGGGCCUACUUAUCUCCCGGACCAGCUCACGCCCAUGCCAGUCCUGAUCAUUCAGGUCACACAGUUCGCCUGCCAAUCCCUGGCCAUCGCCGUCAACUGGCACCACACCGUCGCAGACGGGUCAUCGGGCAUUCACUUCGUGAGAUCGUGGUCCGAAGUAGCUCGAGGUCAAGCGCUUUCACUGAGGCCUCUGCACUGUCGCGAGCUUCUGAGACCUCGCGAGAAGCUCGAUCCCACGCUCGUGCAAGGAUACAGCAACAGAGGACUCAAACUACAGGACUUGGACUCGGCCGCGCAGAUCAGCCGGGAGCCAGCCAUCUCCAAGGUGUUCCCGCUGGGCAAGCUGGCGGUUCAGAAGCUGAGGAGCCUCGUCAUGGUGGACGACGACACCACGGACAUUUUCUCCUUCACCACGGUCGAAGUGAUCUCGGCGUAUUUGUGGAAGCUGAUGGUGAGAGCGCGAGCGCCCCAGGAGCCCGAUGAGCAGGCCCCGACGCGCUUCUUCAUGUUCGUGGAUGGCAGGAAGCGGCUGGAUCUGCCGCCGGGCUACUUCGGCAACGUGGUGUGCAGCGCGUGCGCGGUGAGCACCGAGAGCGACAUCCGGGCGCAAUCGCUGUCGCACAUCGCGGGCCUGAUUCGGAAGGCCACGCGCGGCAUCACGCACGAUUACUUCCGCUCGCUCAUCGAUUGGGUCGAGCUCAAGGGCCUCACGGCGUCGCGGUCCGAGCACGUGAACUCGCUGGGCCGCGAUGUCGCCGGCACCUUCUGGCUCUUCUUCCCGCUCUACGAGACCGACUUCGGCUGGGGCGCGCCGACCUUCGCCUCGAGGAAUGCGCCCCCUCGCAGCCUCAUCGACGGCAUCAGCAUGAUGCCCAGCUCCCGCGGCGCAGGCUUCAUGUCGGCCGUGCUCAAUCUGCACAGGGAUCGCAUGGAGAAGCUCGAGCGCGAUCCCAUGUUCGGCGCGCUGCUCUCGCCGCCAGCCUCUGCCGCCAUCGGCGACGCUGCGAGCGCCAGGGCGUGACGAGCAGCUCGAUGUGCGGGUGUGUUGUAGUUUUGUAUAAAGCUAGCGUCCGGGGAUCGUGAGGGGCAGAGUCCGACGAGGAGCUCGUUCUCGUCGUAGCCAGAGUAGAUAGAAAGAGAGGGAGAGAGUCUGGGAGUGUUGUGUCCGUCAAACUUGCUCUUUGUCGAUCGAGUAUGAUUAUUAAUUUUACGCAAUUUCUUGGAUGCAAGCGCCCGAUGCAUGAGCCUCGGCCUCCCUCAGCUUGCCGAUGUUUGGAUGGGCCAAAGACCACAUUCAAUGUCUCUUCAGCGCCUCUCUGAGCGAAUCCAUUCGGGUCCGACGGGGUUUGUUCGUGAGACACGAGCCAGAGGUAUCGAUCGGUCUCUCUUGCACCGAGGCAUGGCAUGGAACGCACGACGACGGCUCCGCUCGAGCUUGCCUGCCGAGGUCUGCAAAUCGAAUUCCCAAGGCUGCGAGAUUCCCAAGCUUCACGAACUUGCUGGAAUUCGCAUCGCAGCGCAUCCGCGUGAUCCAUUCUUCGGCUGACGUCUUCUACAAGUUGUUAGGAGGGCUCUGGAUUGACAGAAUUUCAGUCGGUCUGCUCGUCGUACACGCCAGUGUCAGAGACCUCUGCUGUCAUUGCAGUAGCCAUGGUCGUAGCCUGUAACUAAAACUGCGUACACGUGACCUCCACAUGAACCUCUCGUUAUCGCCUCAUGACGGAUCCGCAGACGGACUCGUAUUAGUAUUCCCAUCUGCGGGCGUAUGUCAUCGUUCUCGCUUUGUCUGAUAUGAAAUUCCAACUUGCGCAGCUUGGGCUUCGGCAAAGUAAAGCAAACGGUG
This is a messenger RNA of Marchantia polymorpha subsp. ruderalis, 4344 nucleotides long. Lineage: Eukaryota; Viridiplantae; Streptophyta; Marchantiopsida; Marchantiales; Marchantiaceae. The record is from the annotation of a GenBank genome assembly.